AUGUCACUUAUACAGAAAGUGAAAAAUUUUAACUUUAGUAAGCAUACUUUGUCUUAUAAUUAACCAAUAUAUGGAACAGAUGAUAUAAAAGUUGGCCUUUUAAAUAAUGAACUUAUAAAAGAUCCUUUAUUUGGAAUUUCUACUUAAUCUAAGGAUUCAUAUGGAUUAGUAAGGAGAUUGGAAUUGUAUCAAUAGGAUGAAUGGGUAUCUGGCCCAUAAUUUGAGAUAUAAUUUAUAGCAAACUAUAUUAAGUUAGGAAAUAUAGAUAUUACAGAUAUUAAUUUAGAUAAAAUCACUUAAUUAUGUGUAGGAUUAGAUAUAGAUUAAAAAUAAAUAAAUAAAGCAUAAUUAGAUUAUACUAAAAGAUAUUAAGGUUUCAUUAAUAAUUAUUUCAUUCCUAGUGUUAGAAGCAAAUAUGAAAGAUAAUUUUAGUAUAACUAAGAGGAUAUGGAAAUUCUCACAGAAGAAAUAGAUGAAUUAAACAAACAAUUCUAAGGAACUUAAAGAAUGUAAGUAUCGUAUGAUUAAAACUUUAUAUACUACACUUAAGAAUAAAAUAAGUUUUAGUAAGGAGACUUUCGUGUUUCAUUUUAUGAACUAAAGCCUUAUUCAUAAAUUAGCGUUUUCACAAAUAAACUAAAAAAAAAGUAUAUUUAAAAUUAAGAUUCUGAUUUCUAUCUAGGUAGAGUAUAUAAUAAACUAUAGCUGCAUGAUUUUGAAGUUAUUUUACCUGGAAAUGUAUCUUAGCAUGAACUAAUUUAAAGCCUCAUAAACAGUCUCGAAAUAGAAAUGAACUUUUUUAAAAGUUUAUUUAGAAUUCAUAUUGAUAUUUUCAACAAAAAGCUCUUAUCAACAAUAAACUAAUAAUAAAGACGUUUUACUUCUACUUGGCCAAUAUACUAAAUUGAUAAAGUUAAUGUAUAACAAAAUACAAAUAAACUCCUUUUUGAUCCUUAUUUUGGAGUCUCUGCAAGUAGUCCUAAUGCAAUAGGAUUAAUUUAGCAGAUUGAAUAUUAUGAUGAAAAAAAUAAUAAUUGGAAAAAUUAUGGAUACUCGUAUCACAGAUAAUUAGAAAAAUAAAAUUUGUUUGAAGAUGGUGUAUUUUAUCAAAUCGAUAGUACGGAGAAAUAAAAUUGGAUAUUUUACCCUCAAACAAGUAAUAUUUUUAUACCUAAUUCUGUAAAAAUAGGUGAACAUAAAUUAUAAGAAUCAUAGUAUUUUAAUGUAGCAGAAAAAUAAAAAUAAAUAUAGAUAGAUGUAAAUCUUAUUGAAAACUAUUACGAAAGUAUUCAAAAUGAAGAAAAUUAAUAAAUUUCUGAAUUAGAAUAAUUACCAAAGAAGUUAAUAAUUACUUUUUCAAAAAUAAAAGAAAAUCAUCCUUUCAAAGUAGCUUAAUAAUAAAAUAAGAAAAUUUUCUUUUCAAAAAAUUAUAUUUACAUAACAAAGAAUCUUGACUCUUAUUCUGAUAGUGAUCAAAGAAUUUCUUUCCAUGAAUUAAUUCCAAGUGAAGAAGCUACCAUAUUUACUUCUUAGGGUUAGAACAAAGAAGUUUACUUGGGUGGAAAAUACUUAAAAAUGUUUUUACCAGGAUUUUAAAUAGCUAAAAAAGGGAGAAUUAAUGAUCAGAACGAGUUAGUUUAAGAAUUAAUCAAAAACCUUGAAGUAGCUACAUUUGGAUUAUAUUAGCAAAUAGAUUUAUGUUUUGAAUAAGAAUAAAAUAAAACGAAUUAUUUUUUGAGAAUACUUGCUAUUUUAACUUUAAUUUAUUACUUAAAUUUUGCUGAUAGACUAGGAUUAAAUACUUUUAAAUGGGGAUUAUGUUUAAGUUUAAAUCAUUGCUUUGCAAUAAAUUUAUACAAGUAUGGGUUAAUAAAUUUCAAAUUUUUGAAUUUGUAUUUCCUUUUGCCCUAUACAUUUGCUUGGAUAAUGUAUUCUAAUGAAGAAAAUAAAUAAAUUUAUUUAGAUAAUUCUCAAUAAAAUCAAUAAUUAUGUGCAUAAAAUACUUAAUAAUAUUUACAAUAAGAUAUUAAAGUAGAAAGCGAAAAAUUUAUUGAGUAGGAGUUAAGAAAUUAAAAUGAAUUACUAUUUAAUAAAAUUAUUGAUUAAAAUCUUAAUUAAAAACCAAAAAUUUGA
Messenger RNA from Tetrahymena thermophila SB210, 2133 nucleotides. RefSeq names its product transmembrane protein, putative. The transcript has 2 exons. Lineage: Eukaryota; Ciliophora; Oligohymenophorea; Hymenostomatida; Tetrahymenidae. The record is from RefSeq and is a predicted model, not a curated record.